CGGCGCGGCGCGGACGGGAGGGCCGGCCGGGGAUGCCGCUCGGGCCGCCGCGGUCCUGCUGCCAGUGAGCGCCUCGCGCCGCCGCAGCCAUGACGGUGGAGUUCGAGGAGUGCAUCAAGGACUCGCCGCGCUUCAGGGCCACCAUUGAUGAGGUGGAAACGGACGUGGUUGAGAUCGAGGCCAAACUGGACAAGCUGGUGAAGCUGUGCAGUGGCGUAAUCGAGGCCGGCAAGGCCUAUGUCACCACCAACAGGCUCUUCGUGAGUGGCAUCCGUGACCUGUCCCAGCAGUGCCAGGGCGACACCGUCAUCUCGGAAUGCCUGCAGAGGUUUGGAGACAGCCUGCAGGAGAUGGUCACCUACCACAUGAUCCUGUUUGAUCAGGCCCAGCGGUCUGUGAGGCAGCAGCUCCACAACUUCGUCAAAGAGGACGUGCGGAAGUUCAAGGAGACCAAGAAGCAGUUUGACAAAGUUCGGGAGGACAUGGAGCUGUCCCUGGUGAGGAAUGCCCAGGCCCCGAGGCACCGGCCCCACGAGGUGGAGGAGGCCACGGGCGCCCUGAUCCUCGCCCGAAAGUGCUUCCGCCACCUGGCGCUGGACUACGUGCUCCAGAUCAAUGUCCUCCAGGCCAAGAAGAAGUUUGAGAUUUUGGACUCUAUGCUGUCCUUCAUGCACGCCCAGUACAGCUUCUUCCAGCAGGGCUACAGCCUGCUGCACCAGCUGGACCCCUACAUGAAGAAGCUGGCGGCUGAGCUGGACCAGCUGGUGAUCGACUCAGCAGUGGAAAAGCGGGAGAUGGAGCGCAGGCACGCGGCCAUCCAGCAGCGGACGCUGCUGCAGGUGAGUGGGCGCCCACCCUGGGGGGAGGGCCCAGGUGGGCGGGGCCUCUGCCCUCCCCGCCCCGCGGCGUUUCAGCACCAAGGACACUUCCGAGGCCCCAGCGCUCUGGCCCUGGCACCGCCCGCAGCGCGGCCGGCACCAGCGGAGGCGGCUGAGCUGGGACCGCGUCCCCUUCGUCCCCUUCGGGAGCAGCUGCAGCUGUCCCUUCCCGCCCCCACUCAGCCAGGGGAGCAGGUGGCAGGGCCUCCUCUCCCACUGCCGGACACACAGGACAGCGCUCAGUGUCUCCCCAACCCGCGUGAAUGGAGCUCUGUGACGCUGGCAGGGCAGCCCAGCUGGCGACAUGAAUGGGGGCUCAGGAUGGGGGAGGCAGCUUCCUUCCUGGUCGCAGAGGCUGCUGUCCCUGCCAGGCUGGGGGGGGGGGCUGGAGCUCUCCGGGCCCCCCGCUGUGGUGGGAGGCAUCUGCCCCCACUGGGUGUCGGCUCAGGAAGUGGCUGUGAAGCCCCCUCAGCCUUGGCUCUGGGGAAGCCUGGGGGGGCGGCAGUGUCCCCGCAGCCGUGGGCUGGUGCUCACUGGGGGCCGGCCUCCGACCGCCCCCAGGACUUCUCCUACGAUGAGCCCAAGGUGGAGUUUGACGUGGACGCACCCAGUGGUGUGGUGAUGGAGGGCUACCUCUUCAAGAGAGCCAGCAACGCCUUCAAGACGUGGAACCGGCGCUGGUUCUCCAUCCAGAACAGCCAGCUGGUCUACCAGAAGAAGCUCAAGGAUGUGCUGACCGUGGUGGUGGAUGACCUCCGGCUCUGCUCCGUGAAGCCCUGCGAGGACAUUGAGCGGAGGUUCUGCUUUGAGGUCGUGUCGCCCACCAAGAGCUGCAUGCUGCAGGCCGACUCAGAGAAGCUGCGGCAGGCCUGGGUUCAGGCCGUGCAAGCCAGCAUUGCCUCCGCCUACCGGGAGAGCCCCGACAGCUGCUACAGCGAGAGGCUGGACCGCACGGCAUCCCCGUCCACGAGCAGCAUCGACUCCGCCACGGACUCUCGGGAGCGCAGCGUCAAGGGCGAGCGCGCGCUGCAGCGCGUGCAGAGCGUGGCCGGCAACAGCCAGUGCGGCGACUGCGGGCAGCCGGACCCGCGCUGGGCGAGCAUCAACCUGGGCGUGCUGCUCUGCAUCGAGUGCUCGGGGAUCCACAGGAGCCUGGGCGUCCACUGCUCCAAGGUGCGGUCCCUGACCCUGGACUCGUGGGAGCCAGAGCUGCUGAAGCUGAUGUGUGAGCUUGGAAACAGCACCGUGAACCGGAUCUACGAGGCCCAGUGCGAGGGGCUGGACAGCAGGAAGCCCACAGCCAGCAGCCCCAGGCAGGACAAGGAGGCCUGGAUCAAGGACAAAUACGUGGAAAAGAAGUUUGUGCGGAGGCCGCCCUCGGCACCGGCCCGGGAAGCCCCACGGCGCUGGCGGGCACAGAAGUGCCAGCGCCACCACAGUUCCCCCCGCGCCCCGACCACCCGCCGCAGGAAAGUCCGGAUGGAGCCCCUCCUGCCCUCUGUGGCUGCUCUGUGCUCAGGCUCCGCAGAGCCCAGGUUCCGCAGGGACUCCCUCUUCUGCCCGGAUGAGCUGGACUCCCUCUUCUCCUAUUUCGAUGCAGGGGCUGCUGCGGCUGGCCCACGCAGUCUGAGCAGCGACAGCGGCUUAGGAGGCAGCUCCGAUGGCAGCUCGGAUGUCCUGGCCUUCGGCGUGGGCUCUGUGGCAGACCGCGUCGCCGAGGAGGAGGGUGCCGAGUCGGAGGAGUCCAGCGGCGAGGCGGACGCAGAGGCGGAGGCCUGGGGUCUGAUGGACGUGCGCGAGCUGCACCCCGGGCUGCUGGCGCACCGCGCGGCGCGCACCCGCGACCUCCCCGCGCUGGCUGCUGCGCUGGCACAAGGGGCCGAGGUCAACUGGGCUGACGCGGAGGACGAGGGCAAGACACCUCUGGUGCAGGCCGUGCUGGGGGGCUCCUUGAUCAUCUGUGAAUUCCUCUUGCAAAACGGAGCGGACGUGAACCAAAGAGACAGCCGGGGCCGGGCACCCCUGCACCACGCCACGCUCCUGGGCCGCACCGGCCAGGUCUGCCUGUUCUUGAAGCGAGGAGCAGACCAGCACGCGUUGGACCACGCUCAGCAGGACCCGCUGAGCAUCGCCGUGCAGGAGGCGAACGCGGACAUCGUCACGCUGCUCCGUCUGGCACGCAUGGCAGAGGAGAUGCGGGAGGCUGAGGCGCCCCCGGGCCAGCCGAGCCACCUGGCUGGCAGCAGCCCCACCGAGCUCCAGUACCGUCGCUGCAUCCAGGAGUUCAUCAGCCUGCACCUGGAUGAGAGCUAGGGCGGCCGGCUGCAGCGGGCCCCCCCCACCCCGGCCCGUUGCCCUAGAGCCCGGGUUCUCCGGAGCUUCUGGAGUCACUGCUGUCUGCUCGGUCCUCCUCGGAGUCGCCCCAGGGGCUGGGAGCGGGACCCCGGCACGAAGCCUCCUGAAGCUCCACACCUGCCCCCGGCGGUGCUGCAUCACCCCCCCACCCCGCCCCGGGGACCGUGUGUCUUCUGGGGGCCUGGGUUGCUCAUGUCACAAACCACCCUCAAGGCCCCGUGCCACGCCGUGCCCCUCUCUGCUCCCCCAGGCCCGUGUCGCCUGUGCCCCCAUCCCUGGGGUCCAUGCCACUUGGUGCCCCACUCUGCCCGCAGGGCCCGUGUCACCUCAUGCCCCCACUUUACUGCCCAGGAACACGGACCUGCGAGUUGGGUCCCUCCCACACCCCAAGCCCCUCUGCUGGGCCCUGGGGCUGGUGGCUGGCCGCCAGCACCUCUUGAGGGCAGAAGGGGUGGCCCAUCUAGGGAUUCAACCCGUGUACCUCACUUAGCGACCCCGGCAUCCAGGCUGGGCUUCUUGGGUGCCUGGGGGGCUCUGGCCUGGGGCCUCAGCCCUGGCUGGGCGCGGAUGUCCCGAGGCCGUGUGGCUGGCCGCACAGGCCCUCGUGCCCGGCAGCCCCACCCGUGCCCGCCUUUUCCCAGAGCGGGUGGCAGGGGUGUGGCUCUUCCCACUCCUGCAUCUGAUGUCCUUUGUCACGGACUGAGGGGUUUUCUACAAUGACCUCGUUCUCACUUUGUCUCGCGUCUUUUCUCUGGACUCAAGGACCACCUUGACCCCCAGCCCUGCCCACUGCUGGGUGGAGGCCCCUGCAGCUUAGCCCUGUGCCCUCGGCAGGCCAGCCUUGGCCCGUGGGGCCUGGGCUCACUCCCCAGGGCCCUCUGAUGCCUUCUGCGUUCCCCCUCCUGGAGCCCUGCGGUAGUGGCUGGGCCUCUUCCCAGCUCGGGCCCUCGGCCAGGCCAAGGCCAGGUGGCUGGUCGCUAUGCAAAGGCUGCCCAAGGAGGCCCCAUGGGCAGCAAGUUGGGUGCUGACUGGGCCCUCAACUUCCUCGCCUGCUGGCUGUGACCCUAGAGAGCAGAAUUAACUCCUUCCUCUCUCCCUGCUUGAGCUCUGCCCCCACCUCCCGCCCCACUGCCUGCGUCAGGGCCUUUGCCGGGGCCUCGGCUGGCGGGACCGCCUCCGCUCCAGAUCAGUUAAUAAACGGCCGCUUGCACCCGCCGCCUCGCCUCACCCGCCUCACUCCACUGUCUCGGCUGGGGAGGGGGGGUCUCUGGGUCCCCUGCCUUCCCCAAGGGGCAGCCCUGCGUGGGACAGCACCAGUGUUGCCUCCAAAGGAUUCAGUAAGCGAGAAUCCGGUGCCCCCGCCAGGGGCCUGAUGGAGGCCAGGGCUCUUUUGAUUAAAACCAGUUCCUGAUACCCCAUUCCCUGGCCUUUCUGCU
Messenger RNA from Hippopotamus amphibius kiboko, 4669 nucleotides. RefSeq names its product ArfGAP with coiled-coil, ankyrin repeat and PH domains 3 (gene ACAP3). NCBI's taxonomy places the organism in Eukaryota, Metazoa, Chordata, Mammalia, Artiodactyla, Hippopotamidae. The record is from RefSeq and is a predicted model, not a curated record. Gene Ontology annotation, molecular function: GTPase activator activity; protein binding. Gene Ontology annotation, cellular component: cytoplasm.